AUGAAGCCGGCGCACUCUAAUGGCCCGAGCUACCAACAGUCGUCCUACAAGGAGCCGCCCAACUACGACACGCCUUACCAGUUUGAUUGUGCCGUCAACGACCACUACUCCGGUGCCGUCUCCUCUCAGAUAGAAAACAGCGACACCAAGAAUAUCAACGGCUACUAUUUGGUCAACCUGUCCGAUGGUCGUACACAGCACGUCAAGUACGUCGCUGGCAAGCACGGCUACGGAGGCUACAACGCCGAGGUGACCUAUUCUGGUACUCUGGCUCGCUACGAGGAGCACAAGCCUAGCUACCACUCGGUCGCGGUCUAG
Molecule: messenger RNA, 318 nt
Organism: Pollicipes pollicipes
Lineage: Eukaryota; Metazoa; Arthropoda; Thecostraca; Pollicipedomorpha; Pollicipedidae
Exons: 2
Coding region: 1-318 (105 amino acids)
Cellular component (GO): extracellular matrix
Source: RefSeq, a predicted model, not a curated record